This is a messenger RNA of Drosophila eugracilis, 2760 nucleotides long. RefSeq names its product gelsolin. Gene Ontology annotation, cellular component: actin cytoskeleton; cytoplasm. NCBI's taxonomy places the organism in Eukaryota, Metazoa, Arthropoda, Insecta, Diptera, Drosophilidae. The record is from RefSeq and is a predicted model, not a curated record. The transcript is spliced from 8 exons. Gene Ontology annotation, molecular function: actin filament binding; phosphatidylinositol-4,5-bisphosphate binding. The coding region runs from base 291 to 2693 and encodes 800 amino acids. Gene Ontology annotation, biological process: barbed-end actin filament capping; actin filament severing; actin polymerization or depolymerization.
UUUAUAAAAGCGAAGAUGAGCUUUAGCUUUCGUUUAGUGUCUGAGACAUAGCUCUGCCCGCCAGUCGCUCGAAACUUAGUUCUGAAAUUGAAAAGAGUAAUCGUGUUUACAUACGCUCUCAGUAGGAAGAAUCGUCUCUAUUUGAGCAAAAGAUAAAACACAGUUCAUAAUAACGUAUACCCAAACAGAUUGGUUGUGUACAUUAUACUCGACCUGUUAUAUUUAUCAUUAGAAUAAACAGAGCUCCCAGGGAUCCCCUCACCACCCUCGGCUGACGACCAAGAGGCAAAAUGGCAGCGUCUGGCGACGCAAGCAUGGCAGUCAUCUCCAGCUUGAGCGUGUUAUUUGCCCUCUCAUCUAGUCUCUGCUCAGCCAGCAGCAUUAACACUCGCCCCGCGUUCGCCGUUGAAGCUGAUCAAAUCCAACAAAACGGGCAGAACGGAAAGCAGCCCGGAAAACGAGUCAUGCAUUCGGCCUUCGAGAACGCUGGUCAUACCCCAGGUCUGGAGAUUUGGCGCAUUGAGAAUUUUGAGCCUGUUCCCUAUCCAAAAAAUGACUAUGGAAAAUUUUACACUGGCGACUCGUUUAUAAUUCUUAAUACAAUUGAAAAUAGGAGAGACAAAAAACUGUCUUGGGAUGUGCACUUCUGGCUUGGAUCAGAGACGUCUACUGACGAGGCCGGAUCUGCAGCUAUUUUCACUGUCCAGUUAGAUGAUUUGUUGAACGGGGGUCCGAUCCAACACCGCGAGGUGCAGGACCACGAGUCACAGUUAUUUCUCGGCUACUUCAAAAAUGGUAUUCGCUACCAACAGGGCGGCGUCGGAUCUGGUUUCAAACACGUAGAGAGCAAUGCCCAGGGGGAGAAGCGACUAUUUCAGGUCAAGGGCAAGCGCAACGUGCGAGUACGCCAAGUGUACCUGUCCGUAUCGUCGAUGAACAAGGGCGAUUGCUUUAUUUUAGAUGCCGGAAGCGAUAUAUAUGUCUACGUGGGCUCCCAGGCAAAGCGAGUCGAGAAACUGAAGGCAAUAAGCGCUGCAAACCAGAUCAGAGACCAGGAUCACAACGGUCGAGCCCGAGUUCAAAUCAUCGACGAAUUUAGCAUUGAUUUCGAUAAACAGCAUUUCUUUGAUGUGCUUGGGUCGGGUUCAGAUGACAAGGUGCCUGAGGAGUCAGCCUCCGACGAGGAUGGUGCGUUCGAGAGGUUAGACGCCGCAGCGGUUAUCCUCUACAAGGUUAGCGACUCCAGUGGCAAAUUGAAAGUCGACGUAAUUAGCCAAAAACCAUUAACCCAGACUAUGCUGGAUACACACGAAUGCUUUAUCCUUGACACCGGUUCCGGAAUAUUCGUUUGGGUCGGAAAGGGCGCCUCUCAAAAGGAGAAGACUGAUGCCAUGAUCAAAGCACAGGAGUUUUUACGCAGCAAAAAGUACCCGGCGUGGACUCAAAUUCACCGCAUUGUGGAAGGCGCUGAGUCUGCACCAUUUAAGCAGUAUUUUGCUACCUGGCGUGAUGUUGGAAUGGCGCAUACUCGUCUCAUUCGCUCGGCUUUGGACAUCGGCUCUUAUGAAUCACUAGAUGUCGACCAAAUCGACGGUGUGGUGUCUCAGAUGAAGAAGAGCGGCGGUCGGGCCUUCGGCUUCAUGCCUGAUCAUGGUCAAAACUGUAUUGAAACCAUUACCCAGUAUGUUACUAAGACUGGCUCUGAUGAAAUCUUAACCAACACCGUGUCUUUUGAGGAGAGCGUCCCCCUUCAGGGAUUCGCUUCAUAUGUUCUCACUUAUAACUAUGAGGACAAUACCGGAGACACUGGUUUCAUAACGUAUGUUUGGCAGGGAAUAAACUCUUCCUCCGCCGCAAAGAAGCGUGCCGUGAAGAUGGGUCUAGAUGUCGCAGAAAAGCAGGAAGGUCUUUUUGUGUUGGUCAACCAUGGCCACGAGCCUCGCCACUUCUAUAAGAUAUUUAAAGGACAGUUGAUAACAUCCUACACGGCACUCCCGGUAGCUGCACAACUUUUCCGCAUACGAGGCACUGUAGAAAGCGAUGUGCAUGCCAAUGAGGUACCUGCUGAAAGUUUAUCCUUGGCCUCGCGUGAUGCCUUCGUCCUUCUUUCUGGACAUUCCCACAGGAUAUAUAUUUGGAACGGCAUGGGCGCAUCUGCCUUUGAGAAAAAAGUUGCCUUAAAUCGCUUCUCCCUGUACUGGGAUGACGUUGAGUUUGAGAAUGUGGAGGAGGGUGCGGAAUCAGAUGAGUUCUGGGAGGAGUUAAACGGCGAAGGCCAGUACGAUCGGAGCUUGAGCGAUCCAGGGGCACCGCUGCUGGAUCCGCGCCUUUUCCAUUGCCGUUUAAGCUCUAAUGAAUUUAUUAAAUUUGAGGAAGUGGCUAAGUACGAACAAGAGGACUUGGACUCCGAUGACGUCAUGCUAAUGGAUGCUGGAGAUGAGCUCUACUUAUGGGUUGGCUCUUGCACGACUGAUGAGGAAAAUUCGAAGUUUCUAGAUAUGGCUAAGGUGUAUAUUCGAGCGGAGCCCACAGCGCGUUCCAUCGACACGGUGACCGUUAUCCGCGUCCCUCAGGGCAAGGAGCCCAACGUUUUCAAGCGCAUGUUUCCUAGCUGGGAUAACAAUUACUGGAAGAACUUGCCCUCCUAUGAAGACAUAAAGCGAAGUGUUUUUGAUGCCAACAAUAAGGUGUAAAACAUUCUAAAUACUGCUGAAUAAAAUGUACCAAAAAAACUGUGUUUGUUAUGUAUUGUUAAGACCU